CACUCAUUCCGCCCUCUGUUCCAUAAUUCCCAAUGUUUAUGCCACUCAACGUCAGCGACCAAUGACCGAUGUUUCAGGGGUAGACCUGGGGAGACCUGGGUUGCAGGUGGGCUUGAGUGGUGUGCUGUACACCUGCUUGCUUGCUGAAGGAGAAGCAUCCAAGGGUGCUCACGGCUCCCAAUUAGCACCGACGACAACAAACAGCUCUGCCAUACCUCAACACAUAACACCAUACCUGCGGACCUGUAGUCACUAAGACCACCACAGUGAUAGCUCUGAUAAUCUCGUUGAAACUCGUAAAUAUUGAAUUGAGCCGUCUCUGGCUUACUCAACAUCUGCCUACUAAUUUAUAAAAGACCAAGACGGCUGUUUCCUCCAGCAUCUUCACCUCGUCACAUGCACCUACCUUGCGAACUGACCACAGCUACUAACCUAACCUACCUACCUAUCAAGCGCCACCACCUCCACCUCCCGCUUCCAACCACCAUCCAUUACAUACACUACAUCACAAUACCACGACUCUUCACAUCCAUCCUGCCUUCUGUCAUCGUGCUGGCCUUCUUGUUGUUUCAUUAUCUUGCCUGAAUACUGCCUUUUCUGGUCGAAAGCCAGUUUUCUACUAAUCAAGCUACCCCAGAUUCUACCGCGGCAGGAAACCGCGGAGAGGCCGUCCUGGACUCCUCCGGCGAGCCAUCGCACCCAAAUCUCCACGACACCACUUCCAGUGAUCCAGACACGCCACAUCUUCUUUCGAACUUUCCUAACACUACUGCUUCUGCCCAUUCCUCCGCCGUCUCCCCGGCUAACGUAACCGCACCCCAACCCCAUCGACAAAACCGGAAUCAGACACAGACUGGCAUCACGAAUAUAGAUUCUUCGGCUGCCAGAUUUGAAGGACUUCCGGGUCAAGUACCGGCUCGGAUACUCGGACGACGUCAACGCUCCCCAGCUCCUGACCGCCGUUUCGAACCGUCAACCGACCGAUCCCACACGCCAGACGGUUAUCUUAUCGCUGAGCCUAGAGCAAAGCGACGAAGAGGGAACGUCACGAUGGGUGGCAGUGACAUUCUUGAUCCCCAUAAUGGUGCUCCUUUAGGAAUAUCUAAUGGAUCAAGUGAAGUGUUUUCAGGGGUCACAAAUGGUAAUAAGACUGCCUUGAACGGAUCUUCAGCUCGAGAUAAGAACACUUCGGUCAUCAGACGCAACGAACAAUCCUCAAAGUACUUUGGCCAUGAUCGUGAGGAGGUAACCCGACUAUUGAUACAAGCGUUAUCAGACAUGGGGUAUCGGACUGCCGCAGAUAAUGUGAGCCAAGAGAGUGGGUACGAAUUGGAAAGCCCAACCGUAGCCGGCUUCAGAUCUGCUGUUCUGACCGGGUCAUGGCCCGUGGCCGAAGAGUUACUUGCCGGCGCUUCGUUGGAGACUGAAGGCCCAGGUAACGGCCUUGUAUUGGCACCUGGCGCGGAUCCCAACGCCAUGAGGUUUUGGUUACGACAACAGAAGUUUCUGGAGCUUUUGGAGCAGAAAGAUACAAGCAAGGCUCUGAUAGUACUUCGAAGCGAGUUGACACCGUUAUCCCAUGACACUGGUAAACUGCAUUUCUUAUCAGGUCUACUCAUGUGUCGUUCGGUCGAGGAUCUUAUGGCAAAGGCUGAAUGGGAUGGUGCGAAUGGCCAAUCUCGAAAGCUGUUGCUCUCGGAGUUAUCAAAAUGCAUAUCACCGUCGGUCAUGCUCCCGGAAAACCGCCUGGCAGUCCUUCUUGAGCAGGUUAAGCAGAGUCAGAUCGACACCUGUCUAUACCAUACUGAAGCGUUAUCGCCUUCGCUCUACUCAGACCACUUCUGUGAUAGACGCAACUUUCCAACAGAGGUCGCAUUGGAGCUUUCGAAUAUGGCCGAUGAGAUUUGGCAAGUACAGUUCUCCCAUGAUGGAACCAAGAUGGCGGCGUGCGGUAGUAGUCCAGAAGUUAUGAUAUGGGAUACCCGCACCUUUAGAGUCUUAGAGUCUCUCGACGGCCAUGAUGGCGGCGUCGGAAACAUUGUUUUUAGCCCUGACGAUUCUCUAAUUCUCUGCUGCUCGAGAGACGGGCAUGCAAGGUUGUGGACUACUCAUGACGGGACUUUGAUCAGGAAAUUUCCCAAAUUCGAUGAGCCUGUGAGCGGUUGCGUUUGGGCUCAGGACAGUCGGUCACUGGUCGUUGGAACGCUAGAUCCUAAUUACAGCCUUCGAACUCUGAACCUGGAUACGAGUGAGCAGUACGAGUGGGGGGUAAAGCAUAGGGUCCAGGAUCUGUGUGGAUCGCCAGACGGUCGCUGGCUCGUGGCUGUCGACAAUCAGCAGACAAUCCACGUCUACAACGCUGUUACACGAGAAUUGGAGUUUGAUAUGGAGCUUAAAGCCCGGCCGACAUCAGUCAACAUCAGCCAAGACUCGCGUCAUCUUCUUGUCAAUAAGUGCGACGGUGAAGCUCAGCUCAUUGACCUCUUAACGCGGAACUCGGUCCAGAAGUUUUUCGGUCACACAGGCGGUGACUAUCUAAUUCGAUGCUCGUUUGGUGGAGCCAACGAGAGUUUUGUUCUAAGUGGCAGUGAAGAUGGCAACAUCGUUAUAUGGCAUAAAAACACUGGUGCGGCAGUCGAGCGCCUACAUGGUCAUCAUCCCCGCUGCAAUGCUGUUGCAUGGAAUCCUACCGACUCGUAUAUGCUAGCGUCAGCGGGAGACGAUGGCCGAAUAAAGAUGUGAGUGUUUUUGCGUUGCCAAGAGGACCCAAUGAUUGAGUAAACAGCUAACACGAAUCACUCAGCUGGUCCAACAAAACGGUUAGUCUUGAAUUAAGGGCUCGUCAUAAUCAAGCAGGCAACGGCUGGACAGCAGAGGAAAGAUGAACGCGGUAUCGUCAAAGACUCCUGACGUAUUCAAGUGACUUUUAUUUUUGGCAGGAAGAACACGGUGGGCGUGCUUUGUGUUUGGCUUAUAGAGUAGAUGGAAGCAAAUGUACGGAAGUAUAACACCAAGAGUACUUACGCCGACACAACCAUAAUUAUCAUGGGCUGAGAAGAAUCGGGGGAACGACCAUUGAUUGUCUCGGCGUUACGUCUGGGUGGUGAUGUGUAAAACGAGAUGUCUGAAUAUGUUAACUUCCUCACCCUCCCGUAUUCAGCUAGACAGAAGCGUGACCGUGAAAUCCCAUCUUCGCAACCCGUUUCCUGUCCUUUUAGACCUUGGUGGCCCGGAGCGAGUGCCCUUCGUGUGCCGAAGAGUUAACUUGCGCUGGACAUGACAGAUUGGGCGUCGACUGCGAAAUCGUCCCUCACAACAUAUCUUCAACCAAACUAGCAGAAGAAAGCUGUGAGCCGCCGGUUGAAAAGCGCGUGCCAACUACACACACAGGGCAGGUAAUGGUAUCAGCACAACUGUUUGGAGUCAUUAAGUUUGAAGCAUCCUGUAACUUGCGCUCAAUCUCGAAGUCGCUUGACCCCCAGCAAACCUGGCGAUAUGGAACAGCCAUGACAGAGAGAAUCACAGCGUCAAGAACACAUGUAGCUUAAAGGGUAGCACAGUGUAUCUCUUGUGAUUUUGAGACCGCGGAAAAAGACAAUUCUAACAAAAUUGGUCACCUAGGUUGGUAGUGAAGGCGCGGUACAUUGACUGCUAUCAAUGAUGUGAUUUCCGAACGAAUUCUUGCUAUCCACAACAACCAGUCAAUACCAUAGAACAAAGUUCUUAGG
Messenger RNA from Fusarium odoratissimum NRRL 54006, 3728 nucleotides. RefSeq lists its product as uncharacterized. Gene Ontology annotation, biological process: proteasome-mediated ubiquitin-dependent protein catabolic process. Gene Ontology annotation, cellular component: GID complex. The transcript has 3 exons. Lineage: Eukaryota; Fungi; Ascomycota; Sordariomycetes; Hypocreales; Nectriaceae. The record is from RefSeq and is a predicted model, not a curated record. The coding region runs from base 1051 to 2742 and encodes 563 amino acids. Gene Ontology annotation, molecular function: protein binding.